Molecule: messenger RNA, 1113 nt
Organism: Penicillium riverlandense
Lineage: Eukaryota; Fungi; Ascomycota; Eurotiomycetes; Eurotiales; Aspergillaceae
Exons: 2
Coding region: 1-1113 (370 amino acids)
Source: RefSeq, a predicted model, not a curated record
AUGCUCUCGCUAGAGCUGCAAGGACUUAGUGGCUCCGAAAUCGCCAAACGGAAUUCCAACAGUCGCCUUGUCUUUCGCAUUCAUCGAGGCAAUGACGGCCACGACCAGCCUUGCUCGUUCUACUGGUCUGCUACCGUAGACGCCUGGGGCUCCGGAGGCUUGGUGCUUCUCCGACACAAUGUCGACAGCCAAUUGGAAGUCCCGUCUGAGCCGUGGCGUGCGCGUGAUUCGACAGAGCCCCGGAUUUCGCGACAUACCCAAGGUCUGUUUGAGCUAAAGCCUGGUGAAAGUACGUGGUUUUUUGCAGGCAUCCCAGAAAGUUGGCUCGAUACUAUGGUGGCGGGCGAGAAGUAUGAGCUGUUAUGGCCUGGUGAGAUUUACUGGUGGCGAUGGGGGAGUGUCGAAAAGAAUGAGAGCAGAUCGCGUGAUGGUCUCCCUCUUGCCGUUCUUUCGGGGACGCCUCGUGUGUCGUUCACUGUGGUUGAGAAGCCACCGGCUCCCGGAUAUGAGACCCCGGAGCCAAAAUGGCCCAGAGCCCCAGCUCCGGGGACACCGAUGCUGAUUGUUACCCUGACUGGCGCCGAAAGCAAAGCAAUGACAGAUGAGCGCUUUCAACUGGUACAGACAGUCACAUAUCAAGGUCUUGUCUCAAAGGACCCGGACGCUGAUUCGGAGCCGGCGACCCAGCCGAUUAUGUUCGAUGCUUUCCAGCUUCUAAUACCCUCUGAACGGAUUUUUCGGUCCCGUGGGAACAGCGAAUGGGAGUACUGCGAGGAUCCAAGCGUCGGAUGUGCCAUGUCCGACUUGAUAUACGAUUUCGAGGCUGCUGUAAAUAUCAGCGAGGAUCGUCGCUGGAUCAGCCUAGCUCCUGGGGAAUCCUGGAGCCAGAACCUGGGGAUUGACGACCAACGGUUGUCCGACCAGGCUCCUGGGGACAAGAUCCGGUACCAGUUGGAGGGAGGAAUUAUUGAGAUGUGGAACUGGGGCAGCAGGGAGGAUCAUGCGCAGACUGAGUUGAUGCUGCCGAGUGGUCGUGAUGCCGGUGAGUGGAUUGAUGGGCCGCCCAUAGUGAUGCCCGCGUCGAAUCCGCUGGAGUUUACGAUCGUUAGUUAG